GUCCCUAAUGGCAAAGAGAUUAGCACAAGACUAAGUGAUGUAAUAAUGAACGGCCGAGAUGGUUUACAGGAUAUGUACUGUACUGUACAGUAUGGGGACAAAAGGGAUCGUCCGAUGCCCUUUUCACACCAAAAAUGGACAUUUUUAAAUGGACAAUUCUCAACGCUGCUUAUAUGAAAGCACUUCAUAUCAUUUCAUCAGCUAGGGAAUGACCAUCUAUUCCAACCUCUACAAGUAGAAGUGUAAGGAAUCAAAGCUGUCUUCGUUGUUCAUGAUUGCACCAACCAGCACGAAAGUGACCUAAACCUCUGUAUAGGGCUCCAUACAAAAAAGUAGAUGGCAACCGAUACCAGAAACUUAAACAACCUUUUCUCCAUCACUUUAUAAUAUUUAAGAAUUCUGUGAUGUUUUUCAUGUUUUCUACAGGUUUGCUAAUGCAUGGACAAAAUUUGCAUAGGUUCUGAUAGACAUUUCAUGAUGAGAGAGGGUGGUGAAGAUGGGCACUUUUGGUGUAAAAAGGACAUCGGACAAUCCCUUUUGUCCUAGUACUUUAUGAUAAGACCGAAAUUGAGUUGUGAGAAAACCUAAAGGCGCCAACUAGGAGUGGAGAAUGGGGAAAAAGUUGAUUUUGGAUAUGGGAUGCAGCUACCCCAUUGCGAAAGAUUUAACUACGCUGACGUUCUAUGAUGUGGCUAUCCUAAUUGGUAUGUUCCAGCGCCAGUGUACACCCCCCAAGAUAUGUGUUGCAUAUAGUUUGAUGUGGAUAGAUGACUCCGAUUCAAUGAUCUCCAAGGAAAGGGGCGAAGGGGAAUAUAGUCUAACAUAAUAUGUCGACUGCAUUGCGGAAAUCUGUUCAUAUUCACGGGGCUCCGUUAUCCUCGCUAUGCGCUUUGUGGACUAUGGGGGGCAGAAAGAAGAGGCGGGAGACUUCGCCUCAUGAAUAUCUGGAAAGUCGCUAGUAUGGUGGUCUGUUAAGGACUGGAACGGAACACAAGAAGAAGAUUCCUGAUACAUUUGCCCCCAGAAACCCUAAUCAGAGCAGGCCCCUACUGGUUCUGAUUGACACUGCUGGCUUAAUAUGCCUUCCUCCUACAAUCUCUAGCACCAUAUAAUAACUAUCGGAAAACAGCCCGAGAGCGAGAGGAAGGGCCACCUGAAAAGCGGCAUCCAUAAUCGCGCGAACGGACGCGGAGAAGCUGGCAAAGGGAUUGGGGGUUUGUCAGUCGCGGGAUGUCGAUAUACUUUUACUCCUGUACUUACAAACGCCUCCCAGCUGUAACAUUUCAAUUCUCCCUCAUCGGUAACAAUCCCGGUGCAACUCAGCUAUGGAAAGAACUGUACAACGAUCGAGAAUUCGGAACAUACACCAACGUGCUACCGCUUGGAUGGGAUCUCGAAUGCCAACUCGAGGAAGAUAAGCGGUUUGUGGUAUAUUCGUAUUCCUCUUUGGAAAAUAGCUUCCGAAGAUCUUACUUAGUGCAAUUUUACCCAAGGUAAAGUUUCUUACCUCAACUCUAGCUCAGGACUCCGUUGACCGUGGAGCACAGUGGGUUCGGCAGGAUUACUACGACAAUACCGAGCAAGACUACCUCGCCAAGAGGGUUUAUGUCGAGGAAAGUGAUUCCGGUGACGACUGGGAGGAU
Molecule: messenger RNA, 1643 nt
Organism: Tuber aestivum (summer truffle)
Lineage: Eukaryota; Fungi; Ascomycota; Pezizomycetes; Pezizales; Tuberaceae
Source: the annotation of a GenBank genome assembly